GAAAUAAAUUUAAUUUUUAUAAAAAAAAAAAUAAAUUUAAAAUAACUAUUUCAUAUGUGUAAAAGUUAAUAAAAAACUCAAACCAAAUAUAAAAAAAUGAAAAAACUUUAUGCAAAAACCUCAUUCUCAAGCAAAAGUCGUGCAACAAAAUCCAACCAUAAAGCGGAUAAUGAAACACUGACAACAUCCUCUUCCUCUCAAGCGGAAAUAUACAAAUAUCAUGAUCCCAUAUUGGCCUAUCAGACGACAACAACAGCAACAACUCCGACAACAACACCAAACAAAACAAAAGAAGCCACUAUGAAAUACACACCCAAACAUCCAUUUGUUAGUAAAUUUCAUAAUUUGGAGCCACAAUACAGAACAAAUCAAAAUGAAUUGACAGCAAAUGGAAUGUCUAUGGAUAAGCAUCCAGUAGCAGCAGCAUCAGCUGCAGCAACAUUGUAUAAUGAUGAAUCUCCAUAUUAUUAUACAAUAACGGAAUUGGAAAACUUACAUAUGUUGGAUCAUCGACACCCUCAGUUUCAUCAUUUGCAAAGAAUGCAACAAUUACAACAUAAUAACAACAACAAUUACAAUAAUAAUUCAAAUAAUAAAGUACAAUAUCAUCAGUAUAAUCAAUUGGUAUUGCAACUUCCUCCGGCUUCAUCGGUUACAUCUAAUCGUCAUGAUAAUGAUGAUGAUGAUGCUGAUGAUCAUGAUGAUGUUGUAGAUGGUUUACAGCAUCAACAACGUUUAAUUUCUCCCAUCUAUGAAGCACCACAAAUGAAUUCACAUCAACAUUACAAUCACCAACAGUAUCAUAAUUAUAAUCAACAUAAUCAUAAUAAUGCAUCAUUAUCUGCGAAUAUGUCUGCCACAUCAAAAUCUUCUAUUUCCUCAACUACGCCACCACCUCCGCCUCCACAUCAUUCGAUAUCUACGCAUUGUGCAACUACAACAUUAUCAUCUUCAACGUUAUCAGCAUCAACAUCGCCACUUGAUGUCUAUAAUCUGAAUUGUAAUUUGUAUGAUCAAAAUCAACCUCAAUUGUCAUCAUUGAUGUCGUCUCCGUCCUCUUCGGUCUCAUUAUCUUCCAUUUCGACUUCAUCGUCAUCAUCAUUGUCUACGCCGCGUGAUAAUUUGUCGUCUAAAAUGGAUUUUAUGACCACCACCAAUAGCACUAGCUCCACCACCAUCAUAUCGCCAACAUUAUUUGCUGAACAAAGUAUUAUCGGAGCUAGAGCCUCCGUUAUGGUUUACGAUGAUAACCAAAAGAAAUGGGUACCAUCGGGCACCUCAUCAGGUCUCAGUAAGGUCCAAAUCUAUCAUCAUCAACAGAAUAAUACAUUUCGUGUGGUGGGACGUAAAUUACAAGAUCAUGAAGUUGUAAUUAAUUGUUCCAUCUUAAAAGGACUGAAAUAUAAUCAAGCCACUGCCACAUUUCAUCAAUGGCGCGAUUCGAAAUAUGUUUAUGGUCUAAAUUUCUCCAGUCAAAAUGAUGCUGAGGCAUUUGCCCGGGCUAUGAUGCAUGCAUUAGAUGUUCUCAGCGGUCGUGUGCCCAACAAUCCUGGCCAGCCUACGAAUGGCAAUAGCUAUGAGGAGGAUAUGGGCUAUCGCACCAUGACCAGUGAAGAUGCUGCCAUUUUAAGACAACAACAACAGAUUACCGGCCAGGUAACACCAUCGGCUCAAACACCAACUUCACAAACAAAUCAAAAUAAUAUACCACAAAGCCCACCGACACCACAGCAGGGUCAUCAUCGUACUAGCAGUGCUCCCCCGGCUCCCCAGCCACAACAACAAAUGCUACAGCAACAACAGCAGCAGCAACAACAAGCUCUAUAUGGUCAUACUGGUAAUGGGCCAACUCAGAAUGGUGGCAUGCAGCAGCAACAACAACAGCCAACACAACAAAUGCAACAACCACCACCAGCACCAGGUCAAACACAAUAUCAUGCUCCCCAACAGCUGCAACAGCAGCAACAACCACAGCAACCGUCUCAACAUCAGCAGCAGCAACAACAUUCUAUUUAUGCCUCACAACAAAUGGUCAAUGCUGCCGGUUAUCCACCACAACCAAAUCAG
This is a messenger RNA of Lucilia sericata (common green bottle fly), 2067 nucleotides long. RefSeq names its product protein enabled-like. Gene Ontology annotation, molecular function: SH3 domain binding. The annotation marks the transcript as partial. The record is from RefSeq and is a predicted model, not a curated record. Lineage: Eukaryota; Metazoa; Arthropoda; Insecta; Diptera; Calliphoridae. The transcript has 4 exons.